Suillus fuscotomentosus is the source of this 1332-nucleotide messenger RNA. RefSeq names its product batten's disease protein Cln3. Gene Ontology annotation, cellular component: vacuole; membrane. Bases 1 to 1332 code for a protein of 443 amino acids. The transcript has 9 exons. The record is from RefSeq and is a predicted model, not a curated record. Lineage: Eukaryota; Fungi; Basidiomycota; Agaricomycetes; Boletales; Suillaceae. Gene Ontology annotation, biological process: regulation of intracellular pH.
AUGACGCCAUUUUUUAAUGGAGAUUCAAACCUUACUGAUUUGGCUUGUUCGGCAGGCAAGAAACGAUUGUCCUUGAAGCUUGGAUGUUCUUUCUUUCUCUUUGGACUCAUAAACAAUGUACUCUACGUCAUCAUACUUUCGGCUGCACUCGACCUCGUCCCUCCGUCAACACCUAAGGGCAUCAUUGCCUUUUGUAAUAUCGCUCCGGCCUUAAUUGUGAAGCUCGGGUGGCCGUACUUUCUCAAAGGUCGCAUACGUUAUGCUCGACGCAUUGUCGCCUGCUGCACGUUAAGCUUUAUAGGCAUGCUGGUCGUUGCCUUCCAUGAAAGCCUGUAUUCGAGGCUGCUGGGAAUAUGUCUCGCGUCGUUUUCGUCGGGUCUGGGAGAAAUGACCUUCUUGCAACUUUCGACAACAUACAGCCGUUCGGUAGGAGGUCGAAGCGUUGGAUACUUCGCCUCAGGUACAGGAGCUGCAGGUAUUGUCGGAGCAUUCAUGUGGUGGGAACUCAGGGGCCUGGGUGUCAGUACUGGUGUUGGCAUUUCAGCGGUUCUUCCAUUCAUCCUUCCUCUGGCAUACUUUUUCCUGCUCCCCCGUCCAGCAGCAUUCAUGCAUCAGUCAUCCUCUACGUCAUACACGCUCGUCCCCGCUGACGACCUUGAGACUGAAAUUGAUGAUGAUUUGUCUGCUCAAGAUGACGUAGAAUCUCGUGUGGAACCCAAGGUUACCGUCCGCUUAUCAGCCGCGGAUAAAUGGCGUCUAGUCAAACCGAUGUUAUUGAAGUAUAUGCUUCCGCUAUGUAUCGCACCGACUUUAUUAUUUCCCGUUCCGUCACACGGCCUCCUCAGCAAGAUCAUUCAUUCUACCCGCGACUACUAUCCACUUUGGCAGCUAGUUUACCAGACCACGGUCUUUUUCUCUCGUUCAAGCAUAUCUCUGGGCUUGAAAACCCUUCCGGCCCAUCUCCUUCCUGCUCCGGCUAUUAUCCAGUUCGUAAUACUGCUUCUGCUAGUAUUUGAGUCCGCUGUCGGGCUACUUCCAGAAGAUCGUGAGGCAGGAAGUAUAUUCCUGGUUUUCAUACUCAUCAGUAUUGAAGGCGUAUGUGGCGGUUUGGCAUACGUCAACGUGUUCUAUUGUAUCAAUCAAGAGCAACCGGAUCCAGCCUCGACGCAUGAUCCCGAUGUCAUAAAGCAAGAGCGCGAGUUCAAGAUAGGUUCCAUUGGUUUUGCCGAUAGCUCUGGGAUUUUGUUGGCUUCAAUUCUCGCUGUACCAACGGAAAUGGAGCUUUGCAGAGCACAAGUUACAAGGGGGAAGUACCUAUGCCAAGGGCUUUAG